Molecule: messenger RNA, 1484 nt
Organism: Oppia nitens
Lineage: Eukaryota; Metazoa; Arthropoda; Arachnida; Sarcoptiformes; Oppiidae
Product: V-type proton ATPase 16 kDa proteolipid subunit c-like
Exons: 2
Coding region: 201-704 (167 amino acids)
Biological process (GO): proton transmembrane transport
Cellular component (GO): proton-transporting V-type ATPase, V0 domain
Molecular function (GO): proton-transporting ATPase activity, rotational mechanism
Source: RefSeq, a predicted model, not a curated record
GUUAGCAUUGAAUGGAAUGACUGUAUUAUACAUAGGAAUCAUAGCAUUGAUUGAGUGAACACUUGAACGCCAUUUAACAUUGUGUUAUAAACGCCCACUAAUUAACUAAACAUUAAAAUCAGUGAUAAAAUCAUUGAAUUAGCGACAAAUAGUGGCCACUAAUUGGCGAUUUGAAGUAAAAGUAAAGAAGUGAUAAAAAGAUGAAUUCAGAAUUAAUGCCAAUUUACGGGCCAUUCUUUGGCGUAAUGGGUUCGGCCUCUGCUAUGGUGUUCAGUGCGUUGGGCGCCGCAUACGGAACGGCCAAAUCGGGAACAGGCAUUGCAGCCAUGGCUGUGAUGAGACCCGAACUUAUCAUGAAGUCAAUUAUUCCCGUAGUUAUGGCUGGUAUUAUAGCCAUCUAUGGUCUGGUUGUGGCCGCACUUAUCGCCAACAAACUGAAAGAAGGCGGUGACGAUAGUAAUGGUGGUCUCGGCGGAGGUUACAAAUUAUAUCAUGGAUUUCUGCAUUUGGGUGCCGGUCUCAGUGUUGGACUGAGUGGUUUGGCUGCCGGGUUUGCCAUCGGAGUGGUCGGUGAUGCCGGUGUUCGCGGGACAGCACAACAGCCCCGACUAUUCGUAGGAAUGAUUCUAAUCCUUAUUUUUGCCGAAGUGUUGGGUCUUUACGGACUGAUCGUCGCUCUCGUCUUAUCGACGAAAACCGGAUAAAUAUAUCACCCGUUUUGUCGAUAAUUAUAUUUGUUUUUUAAUUAUGAUUUAUAUAGUAAAUGGUUUUACGCUAUGAUAACUAAUAUUAAUAUUUUUAUCUAUUUUUUAUUAUUUAAAGUAUUUGAUUAUCUAAAGAGUUAAUUGUUUUACAACUAAACAAACGGUCAAAUCAUUCCACUUAUUAUUUCAUAUCAUAGCGUAUCUAAAGAUAUUUAAAAAACUAGAUUUAUAAUCAUUAGAUAGGAUUUUAAUUAAAUUUUAUUCAAAAUUAAUUAUUUGUUAAAUUCAUUUAUUUUGUUAAAAACUGACAGAACUCUAAUUCAAUUAUUGUAUAGCCUAUUGCAAUGAUAUUAUUAUUAUGAUAAUCAUUAAACUAAUUAUAAAGAUAUAAUAUAACCAUAAUUAAGGAAAAAAUAAUUGAUGGUCUCAUUGAUUGUCUUAAAUAUUUAAGUGUAUAUUAUAAGGUUUCACAUUAUAAACUCCUUUUAAAUAAACUUUAAAAUCUAAAUUGUCUGUAAAGUCUUGAUAUGAUGGCUAUGACAACUAGUCAAACACUUUUACUUUAUUAACAUUUGUGAUGUAAACUCCGAAACUACUCAUUAUUUUUUAGGUGAUUUACAAAACAGAAAUUAAAAAUCGAUUUUGUGUUUUUAAAACAAAUUUUUUUUUUGAAUAAUCAUUAUUGUAUGAAAUAAAACAAUUUUCAUUGUAAGUGUAGCUAAAGAUAUGACAAUAAAGUUAUUCCAGAUUUAUGUGUAAAAAAUUGUAUUAUUUUAUUGU